Messenger RNA from Equus quagga, 4751 nucleotides. RefSeq names its product phospholipase C beta 3 (gene PLCB3). Lineage: Eukaryota; Metazoa; Chordata; Mammalia; Perissodactyla; Equidae. The coding region runs from base 148 to 3840 and encodes 1230 amino acids. The transcript is spliced from 32 exons. Gene Ontology annotation, biological process: lipid catabolic process; phosphatidylinositol-mediated signaling. The record is from RefSeq and is a predicted model, not a curated record. Gene Ontology annotation, molecular function: calmodulin binding; calcium ion binding; phosphatidylinositol-4,5-bisphosphate phospholipase C activity.
CCGGGGCCGUCCUGGCCAGACUCGCGGGCGGGCGGGCGCUGACGCCGCGGGGCCGGAGCGGGCCGCGCGGGAGCGCGCCGAGCGAGCAGCGGCGCCGUCGGUCCCCGUCGGGGCUCGGUGGGUCCCCGGCCCGCCCCCGGGCCGGCCAUGGCGGGCGCCAGGCCCGGCGUCCACGCGCUGCAGCUGGAGCCGCCCACCGUGGUGGAGACCCUGCGGCGCGGGAGUAAGUUCAUCAAAUGGGACGAGGAGGCCUCCAGUCGGAACCUGGUGACCCUGCGCGUGGACGCCAAUGGCUUCUUUUUGUACUGGACAGGACCCAACAUGGAAGUGGACACACUGGACAUCAGUUCCAUCAGGGACACGCGGACAGGCCGUUACGCCCGCCUGCCCAAGGACCCCAAGAUCCGGGAGGUGCUGGGCUUUGGGGGCCCCGAUGCCCGGCUGGAGGAGAAGCUGAUGACGGUGGUGGCCGGGCCAGACCCGGUGAACACGACAUUCUUGAACUUCAUGGCCGUGCAGGACGACACAGCCAAGGUCUGGUCCGAGGAGCUGUUCAAGCUGGCUAUGAACAUCCUGGCUCAGAAUGCCUCCCGGAACACCUUCUUGCGCAAAGCAUACACGAAGCUGAAGCUGCAGGUGAACCAGGAUGGGAGGAUCCCGGUGAAGAACAUCCUGAAGAUGUUCUCAGCAGACAAGAAGCGGGUGGAAACUGCACUGGAAUCCUGUGGCCUCAAUUUCAAUCGGAGCGAGUCCAUCCGGCCCGACGAGUUUUCCUUGGAAAUCUUCGAGCGGUUCCUGAACAAGCUGUGUCUGCGGCCGGACAUUGACAAGAUCCUGCUGGAGAUAGGCGCCAAGGGCAAGCCAUACCUGACGCUAGAGCAGCUCAUGGACUUCAUCAACCAGAAGCAGCGGGACCCGAGGCUCAACGAGGUGCUGUACCCACCCCUGCGGCACUCCCAGGCGAGGCAGCUUAUCGAGAAGUACGAACCCAACCAGCAGUUCCUGGAGCGAGACCAGAUGUCCAUGGAAGGUUUCAGCCGCUACCUGGGAGGUGAGGAGAACGGCAUCCUGCCCCUGGAGGCCCUGGACCUGAGCGCCGACAUGACGCAGCCGCUCAGUGCUUACUUCAUCAACUCUUCCCACAACACCUACCUCACGGCGGGGCAGCUGGCCGGGACCUCGUCGGUGGAGAUGUACCGGCAGGCGCUGCUGUGGGGCUGCCGCUGCGUGGAGCUGGACGUGUGGAAGGGGCGGCCGCCCGAGGAGGAGCCGUUCAUCACGCAUGGCUUCACCAUGACCACCGAGGUGCCGCUGCGGGACGUGCUCGAGGCCAUCGCGGAGACCGCCUUCAAGACCUCGCCCUACCCCGUCAUCCUCUCCUUCGAGAACCACGUGGACUCGGCAAAGCAGCAGGCCAAGAUGGCCGAGUACUGCCGCUCCAUCUUUGGGGAUGCGCUGCUCAUCGACCCGCUGGACAAGUACCCGCUGGCCCCAGGCGUCCCCCUGCCCAGCCCCCAGGACCUGAUGGGCCGCAUCCUGGUGAAGAAUAAGAAGCGGCACCAGCCCAGCACGGGCGUCCCCGGUAGCUCCGUGCGCAAGCGGCCGCUGGAGCAGAGCAACUCGGCCCUGAGCGAGAGCUCUGCCGCCACCGAGCCUUCCUCGCCCCAGCUCGGGUCCCCCAGCUCCGACAGCUGCCCCGGCCUGAGCAACGGGGAGGAGGUGGCCCUCGAGAAGCCCAGCCUGGAGCCUCAGAAGUCUCUGGGGGAGGAGGGGCCGCAGCGGGGCCCUGAUGCUCUUGGACCUGUUGACCGCGAGGAUGAGGAGGAAGACGAGGAAGAGGAGGAACAGACGGACCCUAAAAAGCCCACCACGGAUGAGGGCACCGCCAGCAGCGAGGUCAAUGCCACGGAGGAAAUGUCGACUCUCGUCAACUACAUCGAGCCCGUCAAGUUCAAGUCCUUCGAGGCUGCCCGAAAGAGGAACAAGUGCUUCGAGAUGUCGUCCUUCGUGGAGACCAAGGCCAUGGAGCAGCUGACCAAGAGCCCCAUGGAGUUCGUGGAAUACAACAAGCAGCAGCUGAGCCGUAUCUACCCCAAGGGCACCCGCGUGGACUCGUCUAACUACAUGCCCCAGCUCUUCUGGAAUGUGGGCUGCCAGCUCGUCGCGCUCAACUUCCAGACCCUGGAUGUGGCGAUGCAGCUCAACGCGGGCGUGUUCGAGUACAAUGGGCGCAGCGGCUACCUGCUUAAACCCGAGUUCAUGCGGCGGCCGGACAAGUCCUUUGACCCCUUCACCGAGGUCAUCGUGGAUGGCAUCGUGGCCAAUGCCUUGCGGGUCAAGGUGAUCUCGGGGCAGUUCCUGUCCGACAGGAAGGUGGGCAUCUACGUGGAGGUGGACAUGUUCGGCCUCCCUGUGGACACGCGGCGCAAGUACCGCACACGGACCUCUCAGGGGAACUCGUUCAACCCCGUGUGGGAUGAGGAGCCCUUCGACUUCCCCAAGGUGGUGCUGCCCACGCUGGCUUCGCUGCGCAUCGCGGCUUUUGAGGAGGGCGGCAAGUUCGUGGGGCACCGGAUCCUGCCCGUCUCUGCCAUCCGCUCAGGGUACCACUACAUCUGCCUGCGGAACGAGGCCAACCAGCCGCUGUGCCUGCCGGCCCUGCUCAUCUACACCGAGGCCUCCGACUACAUCCCUGACGACCACCAGGACUACGCAGAGGCCCUGAUCAACCCCAUCAAGCACGUCAGCCUGAUGGACCAGAGGGCCAAGCAGCUGGCCGCCCUCAUUGGGGAGAGCGAGGCUCAGGCUGGCCCGGAGACAUGCCAGGAGACCCAGUCUCAGCAGCUGGGGUCCCAGCUGACCCCAAACCCCACACCCAGCACACUGGACCCCUCCCCCCGCCGGCCCCCAGGCACUGUCACCUCCCCCACCAGUCCGUCCCUCAGCAGCCCAGGCCAACGGGAUGAUCUCGUCGCCAGCAUCCUCGCAGAGGUGGCCCCAGCCCCACUGGACGAGCUCCGAGGCCACAAGGCUCUGGUGAAGCUCCGGAGCCGGCAGGAGCGAGACCUGCGGGAGCUGCGCAAGAAGCAUCAGCGGAAGGCUGUAGCCCUCACUCGCCGCCUGCUCGAUGGCCUGGCCCAGGCUCGGGCCGAGGGCAGGUGCCGGCCCCGGCCAGGUGGCCUAGGCGGGGAGGACGAGAAGGAGGAGGAGAAAGAGGUGAAGCAUUAUCAGGAGUUCCAGAAAAGACAGGUGCAGAGUCUGCUGGAGCUGAGGGAGGCCCAGGCCGACACAGAGAGCAAGUGGAGGCUGGAGCACCUGCGACAGGCUCAGCAGCGGCUCAGGGAGGUUGUCCUGGAUGCACACACAACCCAGUUAAAGAGGCUGAAGGAGACGAACGACAGGGAGAAGAAGGAACUGCAGAAGAUCCUGGACAGGAAGCGCCACAACAGUAUCUCGGAGGCCAAGACAAGGGAGAAACAUAAGAAGGAGGCGGAACUGACCGAGAUCAACCGUCGGCACAUCACUGAGUCGGUCAACUCCAUCCGUCGGCUGGAGGAGGCCCAGAAGCAGCGGCAGGAGCGCCUUGUGGCUGGGCAGCAGCAGGUCCUGCAGCAGCUGGCAGAAGAGGAGCCCAAGCUGCUGGCCCAGCUGGCCCAGGAGUGUCAGGAGCAGCGGGCAAGGCUGCCCCAGGAGGUCCGCCGGAGCCUGCUGGGCGAGACGCCGGAGGGGCUGGGGGACAGGCAUCUGGUGGCCUGUGCCAGCAACGGUCACGCGCCCGGGAGCAGCGGGCACCUGUCUGGUGCUGACUCGGAGAGCCAAGAGGAGAAUACGAAGCUCUGAACGGACUGAGCAAGAGAUGAGGAAACUGAGGCCCAGAGCAGAAGUCAUGACGUCCUGACGUGGAGGCAGGUGGGCCUGGACCCUCCAUGGCAGACUCCGCGGCCCGCCUGGAAGACCUGCUCUGUGCCCCACUCCUGCCUCAGGACCCCGAGGAGAGGCAGAGACCCCGCGGCGAGGCUGCAGCGGGCUUGGUGGCUGGGUCAGGCUGGCACUCCUUCAAGGCCUCUCCCAGCUUCCUGGUGCUUCCCGGGCUGCCUGCCGGCCUUCCUCCUCCAGAGGAAGGCAGCCUCUUAUCUGGGCUUAUCUCCUGCCAAUUGACUGUUUUCUCUCUUUGUUUUUGCUGCAGCCUCAGGCAAACAGAUGGGGUGGGGAGGCCUCGAGUAGGGCGGUCCCAGGGCUGGGGACCUCUGCCCUGGGCCCUACUUCCUCAGGGUUAAUUCUGGGGCCAGGCUUUGUCCUACCCCCAAAUAGGCCCAUUGCAUUCCGGGUCCAGGCCUCUCAGCAGCCAGCGCCUGUCUUCCUGACUCCACUCCCGUCCACACUGUAUGUCAGUCCCCGGGUGCUCAAAGACCAGGCUCAAGUCCAAACUCCUGCGUUUGACAUUCGAGCCCCUCAGAAGCCUGGCCUUUGCUGCUCCCCCAUCCUUCCAUGGGACCACUCUCCCCUCUGCCCGGAAUGACACCCCCUGCCCCAUUUCUCCCUUCAAGUCCCAGCUCUAACUCACCUCCUCCCUGAAGCCCUCCUGACUUUCCCCUGCCGGGGGAAGCCCCGGUUCCGUCCCCCCCCCCCCCGUUAUAGCACCCAGCUGCCGGUAACCCUACUCUCCCCUUGUCAGGAAGCUCAGGAGGGCAGGGGCCGUGGCGGAUUUCAUCCCUGUACGCCCAGUACAAAGCACUGGCUGGUCUAUAGGG